UCAGAAUGAAAAUGGAAGUGAUGUGUUUGAUGCACGGGAGGGCAGAGACAACGCAGGAUAACACGGGAGGGCAGAGACAACGCAGGAUAACCAAGCGGCGCAAAGCGAGGGAAGGAAGGCCUGUAAAAAAACGAGUUUCUCUUCCUGUCCACUCCCGGCUCCCUCGGGCGGCAUCCUCCGCAGCCUCGGCGUUGACAGCAGGACCAGCACUUAACGUCCAUCAAGAGGCGGGGUGGGUGAGGGGGAAGAGGGAAGCAGCGAGUGCCAGGUACCGCCGCCAGGUAAAAGCUCCCGCCAAAAUAUUGCAUCAGAGCACGAGCGGCAGCCUGCCACCUGAUGCCGCCUUUACUGCUCCCUCGGGCAGUGAUUCUUUUUCCUGCCCCGCGUUCCGUGUUCCUCUCUCCGAUUAACGCUGAGGAUGUGGUGCUUCGGGGUAGGCCAGCGAUGAGCAGCUGCGGCGCCGCGACCACCUCUGCCACCACCUCUAUGCCUGCCUCUGCCUGCACCCCUCUCGCCGCCGCCGCCACCGACGCCGCCGCUACCACCGCCACGGGAAGUCCGAAAAAGGCGGAGAAAAAUGUGUUUACGUCGGAAAAUAUUAGAGAGAGAGAGAGAGAGAGAGAGAGAGAGAGAGAGAGAGAGAGACUAGAUUUUAGUAAAAUAAUAUUUUAACGUAGAGAAAGUAUGGUCUACGUGCAACACAUAUUGUAUGGGGUACGUAAUAAACAUCACACACACACACACACACACACACACACACACACACACACACACACACACACCGCCCAAUCAGAGCCAGCACAAACAGAACUGUGCUUCACGCCAAAUAUCCUUACGCCGCCCCAACCCUUCCCCCUAAACUGACACAAUUACCCACACUCUUCCUAGCCUCUCCGCUCCUCCCCGGCUAUCACCACUAUUACUGCCGCCACCACUACCGCUGCCGGCUCCUG
Portunus trituberculatus (swimming crab) is the source of this 953-nucleotide messenger RNA. RefSeq lists its product as uncharacterized. The record is from RefSeq and is a predicted model, not a curated record. The transcript is spliced from 2 exons. Bases 6 to 410 code for a protein of 134 amino acids. NCBI's taxonomy places the organism in Eukaryota, Metazoa, Arthropoda, Malacostraca, Decapoda, Portunidae.